Messenger RNA from Linum tenue, 1545 nucleotides. NCBI's taxonomy places the organism in Eukaryota, Viridiplantae, Streptophyta, Magnoliopsida, Malpighiales, Linaceae. The record is from the annotation of a GenBank genome assembly.
AUGGCUUUUCGACCUCUCGCUUCCAAAACGAGACCCUUCUUUUUCAGCUCUCACUUCCGAUCUCUCGCCUCUCUCGCCCCACAGACCUUCCAAACCCAGCCGUUGCCAGAGCUGGUAAGCAAGAUUUCUCGCCUUCUCAGCGACCAUCGGAACCCGCACCACGAUUUGGAGCUCUCACUCCGCGCUUAUCGCCCGCAAAUCUCCGCGGAGGCCGUCGAACAGGUGUUGAAGCGCUGCAGGAAUCUAGGGUUCCCUGCUCACAGGUUCUUCCUUUGGGCCAAGAGUAUUACUGGGUUUCAACAUAGUGCCCACAGCUAUCACAUUCUGGUGGACAUUUUAGGAGCUAGCAGGCAGUUCGCAAUACUAUGGGAUUUCUUGAUAGAAAUGAGAGAUUCUCGUGAUUUUGAGGUCAAUUCAGAGACUUUAUGGCUUGUAUUCAGAGCUUAUAGCAGGGCUAACCUCCCCAAUGAUGCCAUUCGAGCUUUCGGCAGAAUGGCAGAGUUUGAUUUGAAGCCUGGGAUUAAUGAUCUCGACCAGCUUGUAUAUGCGCUUUGCAAACGCAGGCAUGUGAAGCAGGCCCAGGAGUUUGUUGAUAGAGUUAAGCAUGAGAUCGAGCCGACGGUGAAAACGUAUAGUAUAUUGGUGCGGGGAUGGGGAGACAAUGGGGACAUGGAAUCUGCACGGAAGGUGUUUGAUGAAAUGCUUCAACGAGGGUGUGCGGUCGAUGUACCUGCUUACAACAGCUUGUUGGAAGCUUUAUGCAAGGGAGGGAGCGUCAAUGAAGCGUAUAACAUGUUCCGAGAAAUGGGUUCUCGCGGAAUCCAACCUGAUGCUGGUAGCUAUGCGAUAUUCGUUCGUGCAUACUGUGAGGCAAAUGAUAUUCAUUCGGCUUUCCGGGUGCUUGAUAGAAUGAAAAGAUACAAUCUUCUGGCCAAUGUGUUCACAUAUAAUUGUGUCAUAAAGAAGCUCUGUAAGACGGAUAGAGUAGACGAGGCCUACCAGCUUCUUGAUGAGAUGCUGGAGAAGGGGGUUACUCCUGAUGCAUGGAGUUACAACGCGAUACUAGCAUAUCAUUGCGAGCAUUCAGAGGUCAACAGAGCUACCAACCUGGUUUCCCGAAUGGCAAAAGAUGGCUGCUUGCCUGAUCGGCAUAGCUACAACAUGGUGCUGAAAUUGCUGGUAAGGGUUGGUAGAUUCGACAGAGCAACCCAAGUAUGGGAGAGCAUGGAGGAGAACAAGUUUUAUUCAUCUGUUUCGACCUAUGCGGUUAUGAUUCACGGUCUGUGCAAGAAAAGGGGUAAGCUUGAAGAGGCAUGUAGGUAUUUUGAGAUGAUGCUUGAUGAGGGCAUUCCACCAUAUUCUUCCACUAUUGAGAUGCUGAGAAACCGACUUAUCGGGUUGGGACUAAUGGAUACCAUCGAGAUACUUGGUGGUAAAAUGGAAAGAAGCUCUUGUUGUUCAAUACAGGAGCUGGCUGCUGAAAUGAGAGGCCAUAAGAGUCAUGUGAGGUCCAGAAGGGAAGUGACAGAGUCUGAAAGUGAUUGA